UAAUGCCUGUCAUAUGACUCUGACACAAAUGGAGUUAGUUUCAAGGAACUAGGGCUGCACUUGGAUUUGAAAGAAAGUGAGACUUUCUGUACCAAAUAAUUUGGUACAAAAUGCCUCCAACUCUUUUCCAGAAACUUUUUAAUAAGAGAAAUUCAUUUUCGCCGCCCCCAAGAUGCAACAAAGAGGACCCCGCGUUCAGCUGGUCAUCCCCACAGCUGGACCCUAGCCAGAUCAGAUUGAUACUGUACCAAGACUGUGAGCGACGGGGGAGAAAUGUCCUCUUCGACUCCAGUGCCAAAAAGAGGAGCGCGGAGGAUGCCCCUGCUUCGAAGAUGUGCAGUAGCGAGGCCCAGGUAAAGAUGUAUGGGAAGUGCUGCCAGCUGAGGCCUACAGCGGGCAGCUCCAACUCUCUGGACAGCUCCUGCGCCUCCGAGCCCCGGGAACCCAGGGAACAAGGGCUGCGCUUCCAGGGGUUGCGGUGUUCAUCUGACGCCAACAUGUUGGGGGAGAUGAUGUUUGGCUCGGUGGCCAUGAGCUACAAGGGCUCCACACUCAAGAUCCACCAGAUACGGUCACCCCCUCAGCUGAUGCUGAGUAAAGUGUUUACAGCCCGAACAGGGAGCAGUGUCUAUGGCAGCCUUAACACACUGCAAGACAGCCUGGAGUUCAUGGGUCAGGACCCCAAUGCUUUGAGGCCGGAUCAGAACACUGUGACCAACGGCCUCCUGGGGAACAUAGGUUUCUCUCAGCUCUGCAGCCCGCGCCGGGCCUUCUCUGAGCAGGGCCCUCUCCGCCUCAUCAAGAGUGCCUCUUUCUUUUCAGGCCACAGUAACCCCAUGGACAUGCCGUGCAGAAGCCUGUACGACGAGAGAGACAGCGGUAUCGCCAGAUCAGCGUCUCUGAGCAGUCUGUUGAUUACUCCGUUCCCCUCCCCGGGCUCCUCCCUCACCAGCAGUCAGGCCAGUAGCUACCAGAGACGCUGGCUCCGCAGCCAGACCACCAGUCUGGAGAACGGGGUCUUCCCAAGAUGGUCUGUGGAAGAGAGCUUCAACAUGUCGGACGAGAGCGGAGGUCCCAGCCUGGGCGUGGCGAGGAAGAAGAAGAUUGCCAUCGGCGUCAUCUUCCUCCUCUCCCAGGACGAAGAGGAGAACAUCAAGUUCCAAGACUUCUUCUUCUCCCACUUCCCCCUCUUCGAGAGCCACAUGAACAAACUAAAAAGUGCCAUCGAACAGGCCAUGAAAAUGAGCCGGCGAUCAGCUGACGCCAGUCAGAGGGCUCUGGCCUACAGCCGCAUGGUGGAUGGCCUCAAUGAAUUCAGGACGACCAUCGUCAACCUUUACACCAUGCCCCGUGUGGCCGAGCCCGUUUGGCUCACCAUGAUGUCUGGAGCCCCCGAGAAGAACCAGCUCUGUGGACAGUUCAUGAGGGAGCUCGCCCUGCUCAUGGAGCAGGCCUCAAAGAACCAGUUCCUCCCUGCCCUCCUCACAGCCAUCCUCACCAACCACCUGGCCUGGGUGCCCACUGUCAUGCCCAACGGACAGCCGCCCAUCAAGAUGUUCCUGGAGAAACACUCGUCUCAGAGCGUGGAUAGGCUGGCCAAGAGCCACCCGUACAACCCACUGUGGGCCCAGCUCGGUGACUUGUAUGGGGCCAUCGGCUCCCCGGUGCGUCUGUCCAGGACGGUGGUGGUGGGUCGGAGACGGGAGCUAGUCCAGAGACUCCUCUAUGUGCUCACCUACUUCAUCCGCUGCUCGGAGCUGCUGGAGACCCACAUGCUGGACAGCGCUGAGGACGAGGCCAUCGUCAUUCCAGGCUCUCUCAUCACCACCUCGCUGCAGCGUGGGGAGGUGGAGGAGUCAGACUAUGUGCUGGUCACCGUGCACAAGCCCAGCGGAAACUACCUGAGCCAGGGUUCCGAGCCCCGAGAGGACAGCAGCUACCGCUCAGACAGCAACAACAGCCUACAGAGCAGCACCUACACAGACACAGACCCUGAGGAGGGAGACAGUAGUAACAACAGCCAGGGCUCCAAGAGAAGUGGCCUGCAGGCCCAGGCCCACUCCAGCCACAACACCAACACUAACGCUGUGCCCAUCAUCCACACGGAGGAUGUUAGUGAGCCCACGCCGCUCAAGGAGUCACCAACCGCCUGUGUGGAGGCCAAGCUGGAAACAGUGGUGCGUGUGGGCUCGGCCUUCCCCAGGGAGCAGGCCUGUGUGCUGCUGGAGACGAAGCCUGAGGCCGAGCUAGAGGUCAAGGCCAGCGAGAAGGAGGAGAUGGGGAGUCUGCCCAUCAAGGUGUUCCGCUCUUCAGGGAUACCACUGGAGAAGAAGCCCCCUGACAAGACCAUACCUGUACCUGUACCCGGCCCCUUUCUGUCAAACCACCAGGAGGAGCCUGCCACCAAAGUGCUGUUUCUCAUCGGCGACCCCCAGUCUCCAGGGUCAGACACAGAGAGCAGGAGGAGGAAGCUGGAGGAGGACAUUAAGAAGCACAAGAAAUGCAUCAAGGAGAAACAGCGGCACACAUCACCGGACCAAACCAAGACCAACGCGGGCGGAAAGAAGACUCUGAUGCGUGUCUCCAGUAAGAUGCCCCAGUGGAACCCUGUCAGCGAGGAGGGGUGCUUGGAGCUGUUCGACGAGUACUUCAGUGAUGACAACCCUGUAGAGACCAGGACUAUAGACGACGUGGUGAAAUGCCUGGACUUGUCAAGCGGCACAGACAAAACCCAGAAAGAGCUGCUGGACCCUUCGGGAGUCCAGAGUAGCAGUUGCUGUAAGGAGCAGGGGGAUCAGGGACAGAAGGGGACAGGGCAGGUGGGUGUGGGUGGGGGGGAGGCUGACGUCCAGACCAGGUGUAGGGGGGAGGCUGACGUCCAGACCAGGUGUAGGGGGGAGGCUGACGUCCAGACCAGGUGUAGGGGGGAGGCUGACGUCCAGACCAGGUGUGGGAGGGAGGCUGACGUCCAGACCAGGUGUAGGGGGGAGGCUGACGUCCAGACCAGGUGUAGGGGGGAGGCUGACGUCCAGACCAGGUGUGGGAGGGAGGCUGACGUCCAGACCAGGUGUAGGUGUGGCUCCAUAGACACAUCGAAAUCACGCUCCUGUAGAAGUUGUUCUGCUGAGCAGGACAUGGGCAUCCUGAUUUCAGUAACCGUCCCGGAAGGGGACCACAAAGGGGGCCAACAAAAGAAGGGAGCCCCGCUUAAUGACUGUGAGAUCCCCCGGAACGAGAGUUCAGACAGUGCGCUGGGGGACAGCGAGAGCGAAGACGCAGGGCAGGAUAUCCACAGGCAGAGUGAUGGCCGCACCUACUACAGAGAGGAUCAGGAGCCAGACGAGUGGCAGGAGGAGGUGGAGAUCCCCUUCCCUGGGUCAAAGUUGGUGGAGCAUUUCUCCAAACCGAGCAUUGCCAACUUUGGGAGGUCACUGUUCGGAGGGUACUGCACAACCUAUGUGCCAGACUUUGUUCUGCAGGGGAUGCCCAACGAUGACAAACUAAGGCAGGGCCUCAUGUCAGAAUUAGCCCACGCUGUACAGCAUCCAGUGUUGGAUGAGCCCAUUGCAGAGGCGGUCUGCAUUAUCGCAGACACUGAUAAGUGGACGGUGCAGGUAGCCAGCAGCCAGAGACGAGCCACGGACAACAACAAACUGGGGAAGGAGGUCCUGGUGUCCAGCCUCGUGUCCAGCCUGCUCCAGUCCACCCACCUGCUUUACAAGAUUAACCUCUCCCCCAACUUUUGCAUAAUGCACCUUGAGGACAGACUCCAGGAGAUCUACUUCAAGAGUAAAAUGCUGGCAGAGUACCUGAAGGGACAGACUAGAGUGCACGUCAAGGAGCUGGGGAUGGUCCUGGGUAUUGAGUCCAGUGACCUUCCCCUGCUGGCAGCAGUGGCAAGCACUCACUCUCCCUAUGUGGCCCAAAUACUGCUAUAAUAGAUGGAACCAAAGCCAGAGAUGGAGUGUGACUGUGGACUGGAGGAGCAGGAUACUGUGCUCCACCCUGACCCGACAUGUCGGCUUGACCCUGUCCACUGACGUCCUGCUGAUGCUCUGAGAGGGCCGGUGCAGUGCAGUCUCCUGGACAGGGUGUGCAGUCUCCUGGACAGGGUGUGCAUCCCAAAUUGCAUACUAUUCAAAAGUUGUACACUAUGUAGGGAAUAGGGUUUCAUUUGAGAUGCAGAAGGGCCUCCUAGAUGGAUCCGAGACCUUGGCUACUACUGCUGCUGCCACUGGGCAUACAGACAUACUGCCACAAGGGGACAGCAUUGUCCACGGUUCCCUCUGCUUGUAAGAGAUGAAGCUCUGCUGGCCCACUCCAGGCCAGAGAGGAAUGCUGUGGCGCAUUCUCUUAUUUUUGAAUGUUUUCCCCUUCCUCUGCAUCCAGAUGAUUUUAACCCUGUUAAAGGACAAGAAAGCCAAAUACUUUUUCUGUUGAGUAUGAAUAAUAAUCAAGACAUCAAUUCAAUCAAUGCAAUUUUUUUAACCCGUUUAUCCAGGAAGCACAGGUGAUAGAUAGGAUGAGUUUUUUUGUUACUUGUAGUAAAUAUUAUAGAGAAUAUGAUCAAAUUCACUUUGUCAAUUAUGUUUCUGUGUUCUUCAUGUAUUUGUUUACAAGUGUACUUGACCUGAAAUGUUUCCCUCAAUGAUCCAUAAUUCAUUGGAUUUCAUUUGAAAAUGAACUACACUAAUUAUAUAAACUUAGGCCUGGAGGUCAUAUCUGGGUAAUUUAUACACAUUUCAUUUGAAUUCUUAACUGCAGUUUGAAAAAUGAUACGUGUAGCUUUGACACGCUUGAUCACAGGUACAGCACUACCUCAGAUAUUUAGUGGGAAAUCGAUGCUACACGCUUUUUAUAGUUGCCCACUAGAAAAGCCUGAGAUAAUUAUUUGUAUUUUUAAUCAGUGGAAUGUUCAAAUAAAAAUGCGAACCCAAUGCUGUACUCUAUUGAAAAAGGGAUGUUAAUAAUUUCAUAUUUUAAAAUGGGGAAAACCUUUUUGUAUUUAUCUUUGGAAUACAACAAUAACUAAUUUCUAAAUAAUGAUCUACAUAUAUUUUCAAACUGAAAUAUUUUCACAAGUUUAAAACAUUUGUAUUGCUUUGCCACCAUUAUACCAUGUUUACGGCUGUAUUGCAUGCUACAAAGGGAGAGUUUGUGGAAUAUAUGUUAGCAAAUUUUUUUUUUUUACGCUGCAUUGAUUUUACAAAAGCAAGGUGCAAAACCACAAAUCUAUACCACAGAUUUGUUGUAAUUUUUUUUUUUUACAAAUAUUUUUACCAACCAUGAUAAUUGAUGUUGCAUUUGAUUUGGAAGUACUUUGUCUGGAGAGUGUGCCAUGCAAUGGAGUCUUAAUGGACAUGUGGCAUGAAUGGAUCAGGGGCUUCUGAAUAAUUUUUAUUUUGCUGGUUGAAAUGAUUUUUACAUGCAUAUCAUGUAAGAUGCUAGGCACUUCGGGAUAUGUUCUUCUUAUUGCAUUUUGUAAAGCCCCUGAUUAUUUCUCUGAGGUAUGACUUUAUAUCUACUGUUCUCUUUAUACAUGAAUAUGAAUAAAUGAUUUAGUAUGGUGUGUAACGGUUCAUGUAAAUUGUACAUAUUCAGUUUAUUUCCAUUUAUUUGUACAUAAUGUCUUUUGAAUAUGAAUUGUUUCUAAAAUGAUACUUUCCCAAUUUUAAGGGAAUGUUGUGCAAUAAAGAUGCCAAUGUUGUA
Coregonus clupeaformis (lake whitefish) is the source of this 5709-nucleotide messenger RNA. Its product is annotated as folliculin-interacting protein 1-like. Gene Ontology annotation, cellular component: cytoplasm. The coding region runs from base 111 to 3938 and encodes 1275 amino acids. Gene Ontology annotation, molecular function: protein-folding chaperone binding; ATPase inhibitor activity. The record is from RefSeq and is a predicted model, not a curated record. Lineage: Eukaryota; Metazoa; Chordata; Actinopteri; Salmoniformes; Salmonidae. The transcript has 20 exons.